Durusdinium trenchii is the source of this 2352-nucleotide messenger RNA. The record is from the annotation of a GenBank genome assembly. Lineage: Eukaryota; Dinophyceae; Suessiales; Symbiodiniaceae.
CGUUGCUUGGGAUUUGGGAUCUUCUUGGCCAAUGCAAACACCUCCGGCACUCCAUCAGACUCCCGCCGCUCCACGGUGGCUGUUCAGCUCGAGCUGGUCGGAACCGUCGCAUCGAGCUGCGUCCAUCCCUUCUAAGUCCGUGGCCUCUCCUCGGCCGACGCGACCCGAGUCCGCGCGGGGUCUCGGCAGAGACCCGCUCGCGCCCGGGACGUCGCGUCGCAUCCGAGUCUUCAUAUGCUGCUCAGGUGGUUGCUGCUGCAGCCCCUUGCCGUCGCGGUCGCCCGCGUGCUGCUCUUCUGGCCGGUGGACGAUAGUGAGCGAACCCAGAGGCUCAUUAAGGCCAAUGUGCGGCACGCCGAGGAGCAAAAGAUUGAGUUCGAGGUGAUCUUGGCACACUACCGUGGCUUCAAAGAGAACUGGGACCAGGAGUGGUAUCAGAAGUAUGUGGUCCAGUCGCUGAACGGCACAGGCUACAAGUUCCACUUCUUGCGCUCGGCCUACCUCAAGCAGGCUGAAGCCUGGGACAAGCGUUACGAGUUCAUCUGGGCACUGGACAGCGACAUCGACAUCUCUCGUGCCGACCUGUCACAGUUCUUAGAGAUCGCUCGGGCGCUCGACUCCUUGAUCAUUGGUCCCACCUUUCUGGAAGGAAAGACGGGCCCAAGCUUCUUACAGGAGCGGCUCUUCACGAGCGCGGGUGCGCGCACACAGCCCAAGGCCGACCAGGCACUGGCGCUGGGCGGCUUUGGCCUCAAUAAGAUGCAGCGGCCCAACCCUGCUUGCGAUUACCGGCAUACGGACUUCGUCGAGCUGACGGCCCCACUACUGAAGAGUGCGGCGUAUCGGAGCAUCUUGGGAUGCGAGGAUUGCAUCUCACAGACCUCGGAUUGGGGCCUUGAUACGUUUCUUCUGCUGAAGAUGGAGCUGGAAGGGCCGUGGAAAGGGGGGAAGGAUGGAGAGGGUGUGCUUUGAGAGCCCGUUUAGUGCUUGAAUAUGUCGGCGGAUGCGUGACCUGCAGUAGGUGUUUCAAUGUUUCUUCUGUGUUUCCGUGACCGGCUGCCUUGGGCAGCCAACGGACUGCCUCCCUGCGACCCGGAAGAGCGCAGCGAGGUGAAGCGUCGCGGAGCGCUGAAGCCUCCCCCCCCACCCGAUUCGGGAGGGACCUGGCAGGGAAGCCACACAUGUGAAUAUGGACGCAGCUGGACCAAAUCCAAAGAGAUAGGCAUUUUUUAAUGGAUGGACAGCAGAAAGAGAGAUGUAGACUAGGACAGAUGGGUAGACUAGGACAGAUGGGCCAGAUGCUCUGUAUUCGACGGAUCAAGAAAAGGCAGAUAGACAUCGUGGAUGGAUCGGGUAGUCGAUCCCAAGGAUGUGGUGCAAGUGGCUUGGAUGCAGGGAAGGUCGGACGACAGCAGUCGGACUUCCACGGUCCGGGGGGAAGCAUCAAGAAAGAACCCUAGAAGUGCAGGAAAAUGACUCAUAGACUACCCUGACUACCCCCCCACCAGUGCUGGAUCAUGACUGCAAGGUGGGGUUUCCUAUGAGUCAAAACGGAAGUUCUGGAAACGACACGAGGCGGACAUUGUUGAGGAGUGGGUGUUUCGCUAAACAAAAUCCUUACAACUAAUAGUCAAGGUCCUUUCGCAGACAUUCUGAGGAACUUCAAAGAUAUUUUUUUUCAGACAAAGAACUUCAAGAAGCGUGCAAAGAGGAUUCUGUUGUCCCCGUAGCUUUUGGUCAUCCAGCUCCUUGAGCUGUCCCAAUCGCCCCCAGCCGUCGCUCGCUACGUUCGUUGGUCGCUUAUGAGAUGUCACAAGGGAUUCACACCUGGGUUGGGAAACCACUGGAGAGCGUAGGAUCUGGGGCGAAAGGAGUUUUGGAGUUUUUGAUUUUCGGAUCUAUCUCGGACUAUAAUCAAAAGAUGUCAAAAGGAUCCUUGAGAAGAGUGGCCCAGAAUUGCACCCAGAAUCUUGAGCCAUGCAAACACCAAAGUAUUUGUUCAGACUGAGAUUCUACACAAAUUCUUGAAAGCGCAAGGUAUGUGGCCGAACGGCACGGAUGUGCGCUAGUUGACAAGACUCCCGUGAUCCACCUGGAUUGGUCCCUGGCGCGCAUCAAUGCUGGCUUCUAUUUGUCCUUCCUGUCCAUGCGGGCACGGUUCCAGAAGAACUGGACGCGCUACAAGGUCCUGGACUGCCAACGGCUGGGCCUUGGACCUCAGAUCGCUGCGAAACAGUUGAGGGCCAAAGCCAUCGCAUGAGCCGCGAUGCGCAGCGGACCGGAGCGAGCUCUCUUCUGGUGAGCCGAGUCCAUGGCUUUGGCCGAGUCCACAGCUGAAGGAAGCAACUCUCC